AUACAUACACGUACCAAAAUUGAAAUAGCCUUUGUAACCCGACCAUGAUGGAAUCAUCAAAACCCCUUAUUCCCACUCCUGGAUUUCUGAUUGCCUUCUUCAUAGUCAUGAUCUGUACUUUCAUCAGACCAAGUACUUGUCUAGCAUCAAACUACGUUGGAGAUGACUGCCAUAACAAAGCCCCACAAGCUCUUAGUGACUUAUACAAAGCCAACCUUGACCAGCUCCUUUCGUUGCUCUCCACCGAUGCUGCUGCCACCAACAAAGGCUACAACCACACUGCCAUCGGCAACGCCACCAACACCGUCUACGGCCUCUAUGACUGCCGUGGCGAUGACCCCGGCUACCUCUGCCAGUUCUGUGUCUCCACUGCCACCAGAGAGCUUCUCCAACGCUGUCCCAAUCACCCUUCUGCCGCAAUAUGGUACAGCUACUGCAUCGUCCGAUACUCCAAUGAGAACUUCUUCGGAAAGGUGAUGAUGAGCCCAUUAUGGUCCAUGGAGGGAACGACGAAGAUGUCGGAUCCGACGGAGUGGAAGAAGGCAGAAAGUUACAUAAGGAGUCUGAUGGGACGAGCGACGGAGAAGACAAAGGAAUUGAAUGCAUGGGGAGAGUUUGAUCUAGGAGGUGGAAGAAGAAGGCAUGCGUUGGUACAAUGUAGUAGAGACCUUGACAGAAAGAGUUGCAGGCAAUGUUUGGAGGCUUUGAUGAAUAACGUUACUCAGUGUUGUGAGCAGAAGCAAGGAUGGCACGUUGGGACCCCAAGUUGUAUAAUCAAAUACAACGAUUACAUGUUCUAUCAGUCACCCUCUUCUCAAAAUCCUACUACAGCCAAUGAUGGCGCUGGCAAGUCCAAAUUCUUGAUCAUAAGCGUAAGUUUAUUAGUGGCUGUGCCUAUACUAAGCAUUUCUGUCUACUUAUGGCGGAGGAAGACUAGAAAAGAUCAAACGCGCUUGGAAGGCGCUCCUAUGUUUUAUGAUUUUCCUCGAAGAGAGAGAUCAUUGAACACAGAUCUUCCCACAAUCCCUCUGCAUGUGAUUCAACAGAGCACUAAUCACUUCUCAGAAGAUUCUAAAUUGGGAGAAGGUGGAUUUGGUACUGUUUAUAAGGGAACAUUGCCAGAUGGGAAGGAAAUUGCGGUUAAAAGACUCUCAAAAGCAUCAGGUCAAGGUUCAAAGGAGUUCAAGAAUGAAGUGAUAUUCAUAGCAAAGUUGCAACAUAGAAACCUUGUUAGGCUCUUGGGUUGUUGCAUAGAGAAAAAUGAGAAGCUACUUGUAUAUGAAUACAUGCCAAAUUCUAGCCUUGACUUCCACCUUUUCAGUGAAGAAAAGAGGAAGAAAUUAGAUUGGAAUCAAAGAUUAAAUAUUAUCAAUGGGAUUGCAAAAGGACUUUUGUAUCUUCAUGAAGACUCUCGACUAAGAGUGGUUCAUAGAGAUUUGAAAGCUAGCAACGUCCUUUUGGACAAUAAAAUGAAUCCUAAAAUAUCAGAUUUUGGAUUGGCAAGGACCUUUGAAGGAGCCCAAAAUGAAGGAAAUACAAAACGAGUGAUUGGUACUUAUGGUUAUAUGGCUCCAGAGUAUGCUAUGGAAGGAUUAUUUUCAGUGAAAUCAGAUGCUUUUAGUUUUGGAGUUCUUUUGCUAGAAAUCAUAUGUGGAAAAAAGAUUUGCAGUUUCUAUCUCUCUGAGCAUGGCCAAAGUCUUCUAAUUUAUACUUGGAAUUUGUGGUGCAAAGGAAAAUGUUUGGAAUUGAUGGACCCGGUGUUAGAAGAUUCAUAUAUAGAAAAUGAAGUUUUGAAGUGCGUACACAUUGGUUUACUUUGUGUUCAAGAAGAUCCAGAUGAUAGACCAAUUAUGUCUACUGUCGUACUCAUGCUUGCAAGUGACACAAUGACAUUACCGAAUCCUAAUCCUCCUGCUUUUUCAAGAAGAAAGUCCCUGGAAGAUCAGUCAUCUACUUCUAGAACUUUCAACGAUGCUUCUGUUAAUGAGAUGACAGUGUCUCACCUCACACCAAGAUGACAAGUAAUUAACCUCCAGAACAUGGAUACUAGAACAACUGUGUCAUAUGUGGAUCCCACCACUUAGCUUUCUUUAUCUCUCUCUUUAAUUAGCUAGAUCAUGAAGACAUUAUUGGAAGGAGUCUGCCGAAAGAAAAUUUAAUCAGCCAUGAGGACCAAAUGAUGAGGAAUUGAAGGUUAGGUUUGGACAAUUUUUUUUUUUUUGUUUUGGCCUGGGUUUGGACAAAUUAGAGCAAAUCAAAUCGGUGAAUGUCUCACGUAUUUAAGCAUUUAAUUUGCCAAAAAUUAUGUGUA
Molecule: messenger RNA, 2311 nt
Organism: Prosopis cineraria
Lineage: Eukaryota; Viridiplantae; Streptophyta; Magnoliopsida; Fabales; Fabaceae
Product: cysteine-rich receptor-like protein kinase 10
Exons: 8
Coding region: 45-2018 (657 amino acids)
Biological process (GO): protein phosphorylation
Molecular function (GO): protein serine/threonine kinase activity; ATP binding
Source: RefSeq, a predicted model, not a curated record